Molecule: messenger RNA, 4539 nt
Organism: Macrobrachium nipponense
Lineage: Eukaryota; Metazoa; Arthropoda; Malacostraca; Decapoda; Palaemonidae
Gene: Csk
Product: tyrosine-protein kinase CSK-like
Exons: 14
Coding region: 513-2048 (511 amino acids)
Biological process (GO): protein phosphorylation
Molecular function (GO): non-membrane spanning protein tyrosine kinase activity; protein binding; ATP binding
Source: RefSeq, a predicted model, not a curated record
GCAGCUUAGUUUGUGGGAGGCUGUCGUUGGAGUGAGAGCGAGUGAGAGAGAGAGAGAGAGAGAGAGAAAGAUGGGAGAUCUUGCUUCCACUAGUACUAGGACUCUCGCACUACUAUGGUGUAUUUAUCGAGAUAUGCAGUGAACAUGCCACUUAUUUAUUCGGCUACGAAUUUAUUAAAUUCUCUUUUCCGUGUUGUGUCUCGUGUGUGUGUGUGUUCGCAGUCUCUCCUAGCGAAACGUUAUUCGGGAAGUUGAAUUAAUAUUUUCUACCUCGGUGAGAUGGGGACAGUGAUGGAAGACUAAAAGAUUUGUGAUGGAGGAGUCGGAGGAAAGCGCGUCGUCACUAUAGGCGUCCACGACACCAUCAUGAGCCACACCACGAUCAGGUUCUGUUGUUGAGCAGGCACUUGGGGAACAAACACACCUCGAGGAUUUGUAAACACCAACAGGUGCAAAAUCAUGAGCAGAUGUUGAAGAGGAUAUGAUAUGAUGAUUGAUGCCUCUGGCCUUGCAUGGAUUAUUAUAAUGAUGAUGAUGAUGAUGAAGCAGAUGCAAUUGCACGUAGAUUCUGUUGCUGCUGCUGCUGCUGCUACUCAACUUUGAUAACACCAUCUCAAGGGAUAAAAUCACAAUUGCAUGUCACUCCUCCCCCCUCCUCCUCUUGUCGUAGGCGGAUUGGAACGAGCAAGAAGGAGGAAUUAUAUUUAAGUGGUGCUUGGGCCCCUGAUACGGAGGUUGUGGCGCGUUAUGCUUUUGCGGGGACGUCCCCAGAGGAUCUGCCCUUCGCCAAGAUGGAACAACUGACCAUCGUUCGCUCCACCAACGACCCCAACUGGGUCAAGGCCAGGAAUCGCGACGGGAUGGAGGGGAUGAUUCCCACCUCGUACGUCACCGAGAGCCGCAAGGAGGUCAAGCUCAAUACCAUGGCAUGGUUUCAUGGCAAGAUUAGUCGCGAAGAAGCCGAGAGCUUGUUAACGCCUCACGAAGACGGUCUCUUUUUGGUGCGAGAAUCCACGAAUUUUCCUGGCGACUAUACCCUCUGCGUUUGCUUCUCAGAUAAGGUUGAACAUUAUAGAGUUAUAUAUAAAGAUAACAAAUUAACUAUAGACGAAGAAGAAUUUUUUGAUCACCUCACAAAAUUGGUCGAGCACUAUGAGCAGGAUGCGGAUGGGUUAUGUACACAGCUGAAGAGAUCAGUGCCUAAGCAGGGCAAACGACAGUACUCCGUAGAUCCUGUGAAAGCAUUUAAAGCCGCAGGGUGGUCCAUAAACAGGCAUGACCUAAGGCUGCUCGAUUCUAUAGGAAAAGGAGAGUUUGGAGACGUUCUUCUUGGUGAAUGGGGAGGCCAGAAGGUUGCGGUUAAAAGACUGAAAGAUAGCAGUAGAGCCGCCCAAGGCCUUCUUGAAGAAGCAUCUCUCAUGACGAGCCUUAAGCACAACAACUUAGUCAACCUCUUGGGUUUAGUGUUUGAGGAUAACUGCAUCCUCCUCGUCACUGAAUUCAUGAGUAAAGGAUCCUUGGUGGAUUAUUUAAGAUCAAGAGGGAGGCUUCACGUCACAAAGAGAGACCAGAUUAAUUUUGCAUGUGAUACUUGUAGUGGAAUGGCAUAUUUAGAGUCCCAGAAAGUUGUUCACCGUGAUUUAGCAGCAAGAAACGUGCUGAUUAGUGAAGAAGGCGUGGCCAAAGUGUGUGACUUUGGAUUAGCUCAUGAAAUGAACCUCAAGCUUGAUGGUGGAAAGUUUCCUAUUAAGUGGACUGCACCGGAAGCUCUCAGACACAGUAAAUUUUCCAACAAAUCAGACAUGUGGUCCUUUGGAAUUCUUCUAUGGGAGAUCUACUCAUUUGGUAGAGUGCCAUAUCCAAGAAUUCCAUUAGUUGACGUCAUGAAGCAUGUGGAAAAGGGAUAUCGUAUGGAAGCACCCGAUAGUUGUCCACCCGAAGUGUAUCAGUUGAUGAAAGAGGCUUGGGAUCUGAAUUGCGAUCUACGGCCCACAUUCCAUGAAGCGUGUAAACGGCUAUCACAUCUUCAACAGCUAACUUCAGAAUGACCUAGUUUGGGAGCUUAAGUGACAUUUUAAUGGUGCCAAUGCUAGAUCGUGCUAGCUUCAAAUAUGUGCAGUGCUGACUAUGUCCAAAUGAAUAUUGAAUUUUUACUGUGUUGUACAAUGUCAGAUGGAAAUUGUAUGUGGAGUGAACAUUUAAGUGGACUUCAUAUCAGUGACAAGUACACAUUUGUGCUCUUACACGUUGUGAAAGAUGACAAAGUUACAUGGUGUAUCAGUACACUUAAACCAGUCAGGUAUUAAACCCAGGACACCUGAGCCUGUUGUCCCUCCAGACUGAUUCAAGGUAGUGUUAGCUACAUGACAGUUUAGUCCUUUUUUAUUUUUUUUCAGAAAUGAUUAUUUUAGUCAACUUUUCAUAGAGUGAGAGUGAAAGUAUUUGCGUCAGUUUUUGUAAAGGCCUCUUUGCUUAAGGAGAUGGUGCAAGAUUAUUCUCUCCUAAUAGCUUUACGUAGCUGUGAAACAAAAUGGUGAGCAGUGGUGGUAAUUGAUGUGUGUGGAUAUCAUUCAUGUUCCUGUGUAGUGUAAAGCCGAGUAUUUUAUUGACAUGCGUGUGUCUUCAUUUUUGUAUUUUUUGAUUUAUGUGAAUAGUUGGACAAUGUGCUUUCUGGUCUCUUACAAUGUUAGGUGUCUUGACAGGUUUCAGUAUUUUGUGCAAGGCCUGAAACUAGGGUUUGCUAAAAUCCUUGUCUAAACAACCAAUGUCUUUAAUUAGUACGUAAAUAAAGUAAAUUUAAGGGGGGUUAAAAUACAGUACAGUAUUUCAGAGAAAAGUAUUGCAGACUAAUUAUUUCUAAAAGGUAUUGGAACAUCUAACUUGCAGUAUAAAUGUAAGUAUUGUAGGAGUGAUGUACAAGUGUUACAGGUACUACUGAGUAUUAACCAGAUUUACUUCUGUUCUUAAGAUUUCAUAAAAUUAAAUUCAAUUCAAGCAAUCUGUGCUUUGUAUAGAAGAGAAAAAAUGGUCUAUUUUUAUUUCAACUGUCCACUGAUUGUUUUAAGUGAUAUUUCCUCUGAUGGUGUAUGAUGACUUUACCACACAGUAUUCAUAAAUUAUGGAGGAGGGGAAUUACAUAGAAUAUUACUGUACAGUACUGUGCUAGGCAAAUUAUAAAUUUAGAUAUAUCUGGUAUUCUUUUUUUGUUGUUUAUUGCUGUAAUUCUCUUUUGUCCUCAUGCAGUAUUGACUUGUUUCCACAACAGUUACCAAGGACGUACUGUCAAUGUUAAUUUUCCAUUUGAGUCAUUGAAAAGAAAAAGAGUAGGUUUAAGAGGAAGGAAUCUUGACAGUAACUUUUGAGAGGAAUGAAAUGGUUUAUCUCGAGUCCGCUCGUGGUCUUUGAUGGGACUCUAUUUAUGAAAUAGUGACCACUGUGCUAUUAGUAUAAGCAUCUCAUUUCUUCGUUUCUUUUGAGUGCAUUUUUAUUAUCAUAUGUAUACAAAAUCUGUUGGUGUGUAUAUCGCAAGUGAAAUCUGGCUGAUGAAGUAUUAGGAGUAACAGAUUGUUAUAAUGAAGAGUUCUUGCAUAGAUGACUAGAAUUACCUGUUCAUGAAUUAUUUAUAUUUUUGAUAUGUAAAGAAAAAUGCGGAGUUGACUUCUAUGAGGUUUAACAUUUUGCAUUUAUAUCCUCAUUCUGUAAAUGUCAAGUAGGUGUGAAAUGUUUUAUGAUUAAUAUAUUACGAAACUAUUAAUGUGAUUAAGGGAAAUUAUAAUUUGCUGGAUAAAACAGAAAUGUUCAGCUUUUAAUUUAUACAGUAUAUACAGUAUAUAAAUAUUAUAUGUAUGUUAUGGGAGCCUUCUCAUCCAGUAUUUUCCAGUGCUCAAGAGAAUCAGAUACAGUACUGUGCAGAGUUUGAGAAUGGUAAGUCCCAGGUCAGCUUUUUCAGUGAAGGUUUUUGGCUGAGGUUCAUAAUUUUCAUUUCAUUGUUACUUGUAUUUUGUUCACGUUACCUCUUUUCUCAUUUGUUGAAACAUAUGCCGAGUAGUAUGUACUGCAAAUUCAAUGAUUUUGUGCUAAAGCUUUGUGAUUGGAUUAAUUGCUGCAAGACACCUCUUUCGACAGAAAUAAUAAUGUCUUACCUUUGCUGAAUUGUGAUGACCUGUUUUCUUCCAUAGGGGAAGAUUACAGUUAUACAUAGUGAUGGGAUGAUUGUGAAUCUUUUUACGAAGGGUUUUAUAAAUAUUGCAUUGUAUACAAACGCUGGAUUGGUAAGAUACCAAUAAAGUGCUAUAACUAGUGGUGUACUGGUCAUUAGGUUAAGCCCAGAUGUAUUUGUAGUACAAGAAAAAUAAACGAUAGAACCAGGCUUUCAAAAACCGGCAAUCAAUUUGACUUGAAUUGGCUUGAAAUUAAGAAGUAAUUAGGCAGUAUCAGUACUUUUAGAUAUUUAAAAAAGAAAGCAACAUUUAAAUUAACUUCAAAAAGUUACGCUGUCUCAUUGUUUUAUAAAUGGAAAAUAAAACAUUUACAUUUUCA